Messenger RNA from Meloidogyne enterolobii, 162 nucleotides. The record is from the annotation of a GenBank genome assembly. NCBI's taxonomy places the organism in Eukaryota, Metazoa, Nematoda, Chromadorea, Rhabditida, Meloidogynidae.
AUGCGCUGUGAUGUUCACCAUAAUUAUUGGCAAACAAAGGUUGUUGCUUGUGUCUCAUUAAUGGGAGAUAGAAUUCCGGUUGGUGGACAAAAAUCUGAUAGACAUGGUCUUUGGAAAUGUAUACAAGAUCCGUCUGGAAAUACUCGUUUGGUGCAGGAAUGA